AUGGCCCAAAACCCAUGGUAUGUUCAAAAGUCGAAGGCACUAAGAACGAGCAAAUUGGGAAAAAUCAUUAACAAGUUCAAUGAAGAUUACGACCACUUGAUGUACAUGUCCAAAUUUAUGAACAUAAGAAAUACGCUGGAGAAAAUUUACAAUAAUUCGGAAUUGAUAAUUAACAAAAAGACCUUCAGCAUAGUUCGGAUAAGCUGUGUGGCCCAAUUGCAACCGAGAUACAUAAACAAUGUGAAGGAUGGAUUAAGCAUCUACCUUUCCAAUUUUAUGCUCAAGGCUAACCACGAUGUGGAAGGAUUCGCCAUAUGCUUCAACAGCAUCAAGGUGAAGGAGAAGGAGCCCAAAGUUAUCAACGGCGAGGCGUCUGUGAUGUUCUUAAAGAUAACCUUCAAUCUUCUGCUUCUGGUGCUGAAGGAAGACUACCGGAUAAAGGUCCAAAUUAAUAAAAUAGAACCACUAAAGAUUCACCUGGACGUUUUUGGAAUCGUCGAAGCUACCUUCCCGGAGGAAGUGUUUCAGAAAUUCUGCUACAAUUCAAAAAAUAACACAUUCAUGAAGGACAACAAGACUUAUUCCCUCAACGAUAUUAUUAACUUCACGAUAAAAAGCGUUACCUACUCACCGUGCGGAUCGAAUGUGAAGCUCAUUGGAUGCAUUUAG
This is a messenger RNA of Plasmodium knowlesi strain H, 669 nucleotides long. RefSeq names its product conserved Plasmodium protein, unknown function. Lineage: Eukaryota; Apicomplexa; Aconoidasida; Haemosporida; Plasmodiidae. The coding region runs from base 1 to 669 and encodes 222 amino acids. The record is from RefSeq and is a predicted model, not a curated record. The transcript is spliced from 7 exons.